ACACUUGUUUGCCAACAAGUUCACAAUGGAAAUUUGCAAAAGAUAUUUGUGAAAAAUUGAAAUUGUUCAACUCUAUCACUGAAGUGUUUUCUGGCACUAAGUAUCCAACUGCCAAUGAAUACUUUCCUAAGAUUUGUGAGAUCAAAGAAGCAAUACUUGAGUGGAUUGAAUCCUCUGAUGAAUUGAUAAAAAAAAUGGCCGAGAACAUGUUGGUAAAGUUUGAUAAGUAUUGGAGUGUGAUUCAUGAAAUAAUGGGUGUCGCUGCUGUUUUGGAUCCUAGGUACAAAACUGAUUUGCUUGAAUAUUAUUAUGCAAUCUUCUAUGGAAAUGAUGUUGAUCAUCAAGUUAAGUCAAUCCGACAAUUGUGUUAUGACUUGCUUUAUGAUUAUCAAUUGAGAAUGAACAAUGAUUCUAGUGGUGAUUCUCAAAUAUUGGAAGCUAAUGUUGGUAAUGUUGGCAGUGAUGGUUUGAAAAAAUUUGAUUUGUUUGUGAUUAAGAAAAAAAGAGCUAGAACUUCAUAUGUUAGAACAGAGUUGGAUGUUUAUUUGGAUGAGGAAGUUUUACCAAGAAGUCCAAAUUUUGAUAUUUUAUUGUGGUGGAAGUUGAAUGGUGUCAAGUAUCCAACACUUCAAGCAAUUGCAAGAGAUGUGUUGGCGAUUCCUGUUUCUACUGUAGCUUCUGAAUCUGCAUUCAGUACCAGCGGUUAUAUUGUAAGCCCUCAUCGAAGCCGACUUCAUUGGACCACUUUAGAGGCUUUGAUGUGUGCUAGAAGUUGGUUAUGGAGUGCUGAGAACUCGGGUAAUUUUAAUUCUAAUGUGGGAAAUGAAAAUGCUAUUUUACUCACUGAAAUGGAGUCUGAUGAUGAAGGUGAACCGACAGAACCAUUGAUAACUGACGUUACUUCUGUUGCAAUCUCCCGCCUUGAAGAUGAUGAUUUUUAUUAAACUUGGUUCAUUUGGAACUUUUUUCUGUUUUGAUGAUUUGAAAUACUUUGUUGUUUUGAAUAUGUAUUGGUUCCGAGCUAGAAUGAUAUUGAGAACGAACUUAAAAUGUUAUGAGCUCUUUGGAAGCUUUUGUCGUUUUGAAUAUGGAUUGGUUAUGAGUUGUAAUAAUAUUUAGACAAAAUUUGAAGA
Molecule: messenger RNA, 1133 nt
Organism: Glycine soja
Lineage: Eukaryota; Viridiplantae; Streptophyta; Magnoliopsida; Fabales; Fabaceae
Product: zinc finger BED domain-containing protein DAYSLEEPER-like
Exons: 3
Coding region: 195-944 (249 amino acids)
Molecular function (GO): DNA binding; protein dimerization activity
Source: RefSeq, a predicted model, not a curated record